Penicillium oxalicum is the source of this 1482-nucleotide messenger RNA. Its product is annotated as putative pre-mRNA splicing factor. Gene Ontology annotation, molecular function: U6 snRNA binding; protein binding; U4 snRNA binding. Lineage: Eukaryota; Fungi; Ascomycota; Eurotiomycetes; Eurotiales; Aspergillaceae. The record is from RefSeq and is a predicted model, not a curated record. Gene Ontology annotation, cellular component: U4/U6 x U5 tri-snRNP complex. The transcript is spliced from 2 exons. Bases 1 to 1482 code for a protein of 493 amino acids. Gene Ontology annotation, biological process: mRNA splicing, via spliceosome.
AUGAUGCAUCCUGCGCGACAAGCCUGCGGCGGGCAUUCCGUCGGAACGGGCUCCGCGAUCCAUGCUCAAUUCGAGCGGAAACGACGCGCCGCUGCCAUGGUGGUGCCAACAGACGAUACCCGCGUGCGCCUACGACUACGAGAGCUCGGCGAACCCAUCACACUUUUCGGCGAAGGCGCGGUAGAUCGACGGGAUCGUCUACGAGAAUUGCUGACGGAUCUAUCGGACCGGCAAGGCGAGGGAGAUGUCGAAAUGGAAGAAGCGGAGGAGGAAGAGGCGGAGCAACAGGAGGAAUUCUACACCGAAGGAUCCGACGCGCUGCUGGAAGCACGAAAGGAAAUGGCUCGGUUUUCAUUACCGCGGGCCAAGGCUCGCGUGGCGCGUCUGAAGGAAGAGUCUACAAUUCCGCUGCGGACGCACGUGAAGCACCGGAAAGCCGUCAAGGAGAAACUCGGGAAUUUCGAUCUCUACGGGUCCCAGAUUGCGGGUGAUCGGCCGGUCAGCAUUUGCCGAUUUGCUCCUGAUGGACAGACGAUCGCCGCUGGAAACUGGUCUGGCGGCAUCAAAAUGCUAUCGGUGCCCAAUUUGGAAGAGAAGGCCGACUUGAAGGGUCAUACUGAUCGUGUAGGUGGCCUGGCUUGGUUCCCCGGGGCGACAUUACCGGAAUCUGGGGUCUCUCCGUCUAGUGUGAAUCUCGUCUCUGGUGGUGGUGAGGGAAACCUCAAUCUUUGGGCCCUUGACUCGGAUAAGCCUCUUGCCACUCUGACCGGACAUUCGGGUCGUGUGUGUCGCACCGAGUUUCACCCAUCAGGCCGCUACGUGGCGUCUGCGUCCUACGAUACGACGUGGCGUCUGUGGGACGUGGAGACGACGACGGAACUGCUCUUACAGGAAGGUCACUCCCGCGAAGUCUACGCGGUUGCGUUCAACAGCGAUGGGUCACUGCUUGCCAGUGGCGGCUUGGACAGUAUUGGCCGCAUCUGGGACCUGCGAACAGGUCGCACCGUGAUGAUCAUGGAAGGGCACGUUCGUGAAAUUUUUGGCCUAGAUUGGGGCGUUGAUGGAUACCGUGUACUCUCCGGGUCGGGCGAUGGUUGGGUCAAAUGCUGGGAUCUGCGUCAAGUACGGAACAUUGGUGGCAUUGGAGCGCACAAGAGUGUCGUGUCGGACCUUCGCUGGUACAAAGGUCUUGAGUCGGCCUCUUUCCUGCCCACGACCGAGGCCUCCAGUGGACAGAUGGAUGUCGAUGGGGCUCCAGCGACACCAAACGCCCCAGGAGUGGAGCCCAAGAAAUCAGGGACCUUCUUCGUGUCCAGUGGGUUUGAUAGGAGCGUCAAUGUCUUCAGUGCUGAUGACUGGUCGUUGGUGAAAUCUUUGAGUGGACACUCGGGGAACGUUCUUAGCACGGAUAUCAGUGGUGACGCCCAAUGGAUAGCCAGCUGUGGUCACGAUCGCACCGUGAAGUUGUGGGGUAUUGAGUGA